UAUGGCUAUCGCCUACAUUUUUAACUCCGAUUCUUCAGUGCGCAUGACAUUUCAUCCUCAAAAUUGGGGUAAGUAAGUAACAAACGUAUCUAUCUAUUCCAAACAGGCUUGUUUAGAGCAAAUCAACCAGAUUGUCCAACACCUAAAACUGUUCUUGUUUAAAGUGUUGUUUCUUGCUUCCAACCAACACUUCUCUACAUUACAGUGACAAUUUAAUUUAUGAAGCACUGAUACCCACAUUGAUUUUGCACAUUGUAAAUCAAAACUAGAACGUAAGUGAGGAAUUCAUAUAAAUAUUUAGCCCGAUGUUUUCCUACCUCGCCAGGACUUUCCACACAAGUGCUCCUCGACUAGACUCUUGACUGGCUCGGAGUGCAUGCGGUUGCAUCUCUCGCGUCAAUGGAUUUGCGUAAACCGAUCUGGAGUAUCUUGACUGUGCUGGCAGCGCUUGCCCUUAUCGUUGAACGUAAGUAACCUUGUAACUAGUUACUUUAAAUGAUUCCUUUAAAACCCACGGAAAAUGUCUCAUCUUUGAUAAAUAAAUAUGAUAAAAGUCCUGAAUUUGAGUAUCACACUGAAAGUGCCGUCCAAUCGUUAAACUCACCUUGUGUAGAUUCUCAGUCUAAAGUCACCUGGGAAGUCCAACGAUAUGACGGCUGGUAUAACAACUUAGCCCAUCACCGUCGAGGUGCUGUUGGUAAGUUUCUAACAAAACCUCUUAACUGACAAUAUAAAAACAUUUGAAAUAUGAAUAUUUAAAGAUAUAGGAUGCGUUUAUAGAAAGCCAUACAUUGCAUUGGUGAUGGAUGAGAACGGAACUCAUGGAACUGUGUGCGGGUGCAGGUUCCCCCCUGGUUCGCCUGCUGCCAGCGCGCUAUUCUGACGGCGUCCUCCAGCCUCUGCAGGAACCUCAGCUCCCCAACCCGCGCAGACUCAGCGAUGUGACGGCCAGGGGCCCCUCGGGCCUGCCCUCAGCACACAACCAGACCGUACUCUCUGUGUUCUUUGGUAAAUUUACACUGGAAAAUCGUCUCAAUGUAUGAUGUUCACUAUUGCAUAAUGACAUUCUGGAGUUUUUUUUUAAAAAUUGUAUUAUUAUUUUCUAUUAUGAAAUUAACCUCAAUAAUUGAGGUGAGGUUGCCAUAGUCACCCGGUUAUAAUAGUACAUAGUAAGAUGGUUCUUACACAUUGUAACACUUGUCAUAAAUAUGUAUGACCCCCUUUGAGAUUAUAUAAUAAUGUCUUAGAGCCAUUUUUAAAUGAUCCAGACUAAAUAACAGCCAGUUGAGCCUCAUUAUAAAAGACAAGUUAUAAACAAGCAUUAUAGCUGCAGAAGGCUUUAAGUCAAAUGUUAUAUAUAUAUAUAUAUAUAUAUAUAUAUAUAUAUAUAUAUAUACAGUAUAUUUCGCCAUUGCCUGUUCAGGGUACCAUGUAGUGUUUGAGAUCCAUAAAGUUGUUAUAAGCAUGUAUGAACCUUUAUGUGUCUUAUAAAGCUUAUGAUCCUUCUCUUUCUCCUCUGUCUGUGCAGGUUACCAUGUAGUGUUUGAGAUGCUGGACUCCCGUCCUCCCGGCUGUCCCCCUGAGUUCAUGCACAUCCCCGUCCCAGAGGGAGACCCAGUCUUCGACCCUCACCACACCGGCCGAGUCCUGCUGCCCUUCCAGAGGGGGCUCUGGGACAAACACUCCAGCCAGAGCCCCAAUAACCCCCGCACACAGGUAAUAAACCCUCACACACAGGUAAUAACCCUCGCACACAGGUAAUAACCCUCGCACACAGGUAAUAACCCUCGCACACAGGUAAUAACCCUCGCACACAGGUAAUAACCCUCGCACACAGGUAAUAACCCUCACACACAGGUAAUAACCCUCACACACAGGUAAUAACCCCCCACACACAGGUAAUAACCCCCCGCACACAGGUAAUAGCCCCCCACACACAGGUAAUAGCCCCCGCACCCAGGUAAUAAUCCUUGCACAGACAGGUACUAUAACAGACAGGUACUAUAACAGACAGACAGGUACUAUAACAGACAGACAGGUACUAUAACAGACAGGUACUAUAACAGACAGACAGGUACUAUAACAGACAGACAGGUACUAUAACAGACAGACAGGUACUUUAACAGACAGACAGGUACUAUAACAGAUGCUUAAUGAGUUCAUACAUUCGUAGUAUGUGUAUGUGAUUCCUGAGGGAGUUGAACCCGUGAUCUUGGCGUUGUUAGUGCCACGUCUCUAUGAACUGAGCCAGGCAGCAGCACGAGGACCACGGGGUAAGACCAGUUGUUCAUACUUUAGUGAUUAUAUUUUCAGCCAGUUGGACAUCUAUUGGACAUAAUAAUCAAGUAAUAAAUCCAAAAAUUAUAUCAAUUUGAUCAUAACAUCUGUAGGGUGAACCUGGUGACUGUGUGGCUAUGUCAUGUUAUGUCAUGUCAUGUUCCAUAAAGGUGAUCCUGGUGACAGUGUGGCUAUGUCAUGUCAUGUCAUGUCAUGUCAUGUUAUUUCAUGUUAUGUCAUGUUAUGUAGGUGAACCUGGUGACUGUGUGGCUAUGUCAUGUUAUGUCAUGUUAUGUCAUGUUGUGUCAUGUUAUGUAGGUGAACCUGGUGUCAGCGUGGCUAUGUCAUGUUAUGUCAUGUUAUGUCAUGUUGUGUCCUGUUAUGUAGGUGAACCUGGUGACUGUGUGGCUAUGUCAUGUUAUGUCAUGUUAUGUCAUGUUGUGUCAUGUUAUGUAGGUGAACCUGGUGACAGCGUGGCUAUGUUAUGUCAUGUCAUUUUAUGUAGGUGAACCUGGUGACAGCAUGGCUGGAUGGCAGCUCUAUCUACGGCCCCUCUAGUUCAUGGUCUGACGCCCUGAGGAGUUUCUCCGGUGGUCUCCUAGCCUCGGGCGAGCAGUGGGACAUGCCCAAGAGGAGUGGGAGCAGUAACAUGAUGUGGAGCGCUGCUGACCCCUCCACUGGUCAGCAUGGACCUGAGGGACUAUAUGGUGAGUAGAGGCUCGUUGUCGUUGACGUUGUCUUCUUCUUCUUCUUGAUUACCCAAACUCAGUGAUGUAAUUGGAUUACUUUCAGUUACUUUUGGAUGACUUUCCCCUUAACGGGCAUUAGAAGAAGACUAAAAGGAUCCAUCAAACGCAUUUGGUGUGUCAUCAUAGUGGUCUCUGAUUGGUGGUCAUCAUUUGGUGUGUCAUCAUAGUGGUCUCUGAUUGGUGGUCAUCAUUUGUUGUGUCAUCAUAGUGGUCUCUGAUUGGUGGUCAUCAUUUGUUGUGUCAUCAUAGUGGUCUCUGAUUGGUGGUCAUCAUUUGGUGUGUCAUCAUAGUGGUCUCUGAUUGGUGGUCAUCAUUUGUUGUGUCAUCAUAGUGGUCUCUGAUUGGUGGUCAUCAUUUGUUGUGUCAUCAUAGUGGUCUCUGAUUGGUGGUCAUCAUUUGUUGUGUCAUCAUAGUGGUCUCUGAUUGGUGGUCAUCAUUUGGUGUGUCAUCAUAAUGGUCUCUGACUGGUUUUUCAGACUCCUCAGGUGGAACAAACUUAGACAUGCGCCUGUUUUCAAUGCUGAUUUGAAUGUCAUUGAGAAAACAGAAAGGUGUCAUAAUGUAAUUUUUUUUCCACAAACAAUCCUUUUUCUGAAUUUAAAAGUGAGAAGGAAUCAUGUGGUUUUUCAUGAUAUUUUGGCUGGUAAUGUAACUGAUUAAAAGUUGUAUUUAUUUAUGUAAUCAGAUAACAUGUAGCUGAUUACGUGUAAGCAGUUACUCCCCAAUCCUGGUGGUCCGUGACAAUGGACUUGCACCAUAAAGCUACAUAAUGGCAGCUGAACUGGCAUCUGGCUAGACGCCUCACUAAUGGUAAAGAAUACAAAUAAGGAAACACCAACAAUAUUUGCACUGUUACUGGAUUGAAAGAUAUAGACAUCAUAAAGCUGUGUAGAACCUCCUGCUCCUCAUCAACAGGACGUGAGGCCACGUCAUUCUUGCAUUGUCACAGCUAAAGAAUACAAAAUAUUUUAUCAGCACCAUUAAGUAAUAUAAAGAUAUCAACCCCUUUAAGGAAGUAAAAGGUAUCGGCACCUGUAAGGAAAUACUGAAAAUACUUUAAUCUCGGGACAGUUAUCACUGCUUAUAAACAUUUAUAUACCAGGGUUGGGUUCAGUUUCUGGUUUUUCAGUUUACUUCCUGAUUUCAAAUGGAAAUGACCCCAAUCCUGGCAUACAGUCGAUACAGCAGUUCAACAGCCGAACAUGCAGUCAGAGAAACCUUCAGUUUCUUCGUUUCCUCCCUCCAGAGUUGGGGAACGCCUGGGGCAACGAGAAUGUGUUCACCAUGGCCGAGGGCAUCGUGUGGUUUCGCUACCACAAUUACAUCGCCUCCCAGCUGUGUGAGAAACACCCGUCGUGGUCGGACGAAGACCUGUUUCAAAAUGCCAGGAAGACCGUGGUCGCCACGUUCCAGGUACCAGGAAAAGUCUGUCAUAAUCCAACCCAACACAUAGCUGGUCAUUUAGUGGUUAUUUACAGUAUGUCACAUGACCAGGAAAGAGAGUUGUUACUUACAUCAAUGCCAGGUGGUCGUGGGUUUCAGGAUAAAUGGUAUUAGUUGAGGGUGUCUGUGUGACCGCGUCACCUCUUAUCCUUCUGGUUUAGCGCCAAUGUAAUUAUCCUGUGUAUUGACAAGCAAUUGACAAGUAACUCCACAAUAUUGUAAUUUUUUUUACAGAAUAUUGCCUUCUACGAAUGGCUGCCUGUAUUCCUGGGAGAGAAGAUAAUGCCUCCAUACAAGGGUAAGAGAGAGGGAGAGAGAGAGAGGGAGAGAGAGAGAGAGAGAGAGAGAGAGAGAGAGAGACACAUUUACAUUUACAUUUACAUUUUAGUCAUUUAGCAGACGCUCUUAUCCAGAGCGACUUACAGGAGCAAUUAGGUUAAGUGCCUUGCUCAAGGGCACAUUAACGUCAUUUAGCAGACGCUCUUAGCCAGAGCGACUCACAAAUUGGUGCGUUCACCCUAUAGCCAGUGGGAUAACCACUUUAACACAAUUGGGGGGGGUUGGGGGGGGGAAGAGAGACAGAGAGCGAGAGAGAGAGAGAGAGAGAGAGACGAGUAGAGUAGAGAGAGAGAGAGAUAGAGAGAAGAGGAGAGAGAGAGAGAGAGAGAGAACAGAGAGAGAGAUGAGAGAUGAGAAGAAGAGAAGGGAUAGAGAGAGGAGAGGGAGAGAGAUAGAGAGAGAGAAGAGAGGAGAUGAGAGAGGCGAGUAAGAAGAGAGAGAGGACCGAGAGUGUGUUGUGUGGUGUGGGGCAAGCUGACCCCACACGUGGUGAGUAGACCGUGGUUAUGUGCAUACCUGCGUUCAAAAGAAACCUAGAGACAGGGCGCCACACACACACACCCCACCACACACACCACACCCACACACCCCCAGACACGUACCCACACAACACCACAGUCCUACACAACACCACACACAACUACACACCACACACACACACACACACUCACACCACACACACACACACACAACAAGACCACACCACAACACUCACUCACCACCACACACACACAGCCACAACCCAAACAACAACACACCCACACCCACACAACACCACAAACCCCAAACACACACACACACACAACCCACACACACACACACACACAACACCCACAACACCACACAACACACCCAACACCACCACACACACCAACACACACACACACACACAACACACACACACACACACACACCACACACACCACACACACACCACACGGUCACAUUAUGUUAUUUUUGUUUCUCUUAAUAAAUCAUAUGGAGGUUAGAGGGAUUCCUUUCCCCAUUUCUCUUAAUAAAUCAUAUGGUUAGAGGGAUUCCUUUCCCCGUUUCUCUUAAUAAAUCAUAUGGUUAGAGGGAUUCCUUUCCCCGUUUCUCUUAAUAAAUCAUAUAGAGGUUAGAGGGAUUCCUUUCCAUGUAAUCUUUCACAAUGUUAGAAAAGGGCUUCCUUUUACUGUGGCUAAUAUACUGCUGUACCUAUGACAAUAUGGUUUUUGGAGACUCCAUCUCUUCUACUUUAGAGCAGUUUUACAGUAUUAUACCCUGUUUCGUUGUUCUCUGUCUGUCUGUCUGUAUGCGUUGUCUGUCUGUCUGUCUGUCUGUCUGUCUGUAUGUAUGUCUGUCUGUCUGUCGUAUGUCUGUCUGUCUGUCUCUGUCUGUCUGUCUGUCUGUCUGUCUGUCUGUCUGUCUCCUGCAGGCUACCAGAGGUUUGUGGAUCCAGGGAUCUCACCUGAGUUCCAGGCUGCUGCUAUACGCUUUGCCUCCACGAUGGCCCCCCCUGGUGUCUAUAUGAGGUACUGAUGACUAGUCCCCACCGUCUGGAGCAGGCCUCUCCUGCCCUGUUCCUGGAGAUACCCUCCUGUAGGUUUUCACUCCUACCCUAAUCUAGCACGCCUGAUUCUAAUAAUUAGAAUUAGGUUAGUUAGAACUCGGGUAGGAGUGAAAACCUACAGGAGGGUAUCUCUCCAGGAACAGGGCAGGAGUGAAACCUACAGGAGGGUAUCUCUCCAGGAACAGGGCAGGAGUGAAACCUACAGGAGGGUAUCUCUCCAGGAACAGGGUAGGAGUGAAAACCUACAGGAGGGUAUCUCUCCAGGAACAGGGUAGGAGUGAAAACCUACAGGAGGGUAUCUCUCCAGGAACAGGGUAGGAGUGAAAACCUACAGGAGGGUAUCUCUCCAGGAACAGGGUAGGAGUGAAAACCUACAGGAGGGUAUCUCUCCAGGAACAGGGCAGGAGAGCCCUGGUCUGGAGAAUAAACUCCUCCAAAAGAAUCAGAAUCCACAAGAAUCCACUAGAAUCCACUAGAAUCCACUAGAAUCCACUAGAAUCCACUAGAAUACAAUAGAAUACACUAGAAUACACUAGAAUCCACUAGAAUCCACUAGAAUCCACUAGAAUACAAUAGAAUACACUAGAAUACACUAGAAUCCAAUAGAAUCCAAUAGAAUCCAAUAGAAUCCACUUGAAUCCACUUUAACUUAACAUAUCAGGGAAUCAGAAUGGUGAACUAUCAGGCGAUCAUGCUGGAUUCAACAGGCUAUUAAAACAGGUGUAUUGUAUGUUUCCACCAGGCUAUCCCUUCACCUCAAUACUGUACGCUAUUGCUAGCAGAGCACAUAUCACUGUAAUGCUCUGUUGGGGUUGAUUUGUUGUUUUGUACUAAGAAACAUGGUCCCAGAUGCAGUGUUUGUGUCAGCAUUCAUAUUUCAACAGCUGCAUGUAAUUUGUGUCAUCAUGAAUUUUUCAUACAUUCCUCUUGGCUACAGAAACAGAACUUGUCACUUUCAGAAGGUUGUCAACAUCGAUGGGAGCACGUCGUCAGCGAUGCGCAUGUGCAACAGCUUCUGGAACCGUCAGGUAAACCUGCUAGAAAAUAUAUAUCGAUCCAAACGUUUGGGAAGAAACAUCUCUGUCAAAUUGUUUCUACAAUUAGUUUUUUUUUUUUGUUGUCUGUGCAAGUGUCUGCCCUGUAGCCUCCGUGUAGCCUGGUCUCAGAUCCGUAUAGCCAAACAGCUACAGGAGGUGGCAAGACAGCACCUUUGUUGAGACAUUUCUAUUAGAGAAACUGAAUGACCUGUUUCAAACAAACCUCUCUGAUUGUCUGUUGUAGAACUCCCAACCUGAAGUCAGGCCAAGAUAUAGACCAUCUGAUUAUGGGCAUGGCCUCCCAGAUCGCAGAGAGAGAGGACAACAUUGUUGUGGAGGACUUAAGAGGUCAUCAUCACCAUCAUCAUCAUCAUCAUCAUCAUGAUAUAUUUUCAGAUGUAUUUGUGUCUACAGGAACAUAGGGCAGAGACCUCUCACUUUAGCGUUAGACGGUCAGUGGGGGGAAUGGCCUUGUUUUACAUAUGCCUUCCAACAUGAAGAGGACAAGAAGUUGCUUAUGACAAGUCUUAUAAUGCAUUACGACCGCAUCAUGAUGCAUUACAACCACAUCAUGGUGCAUUACAACCACAUCAUGAUACAUCACAACCACAUCUUAAUGGAUUAUACCUGGUGACUUUAAGAAAAGGUGUGUUUUCAAUACAACAAUAAUACAUGAUUCAUAUUUACCCCCCCCCCCCCCCCCCCCCCCCGUGGUUCUUCUCCCCCUACCAGACUACAUGUACGGUCCCCUGCGGUUCUCACGGUCGGACCUGGUGGCUCUGACGGUGCAGAGAGGCCGGGACUUUGGCCUGCCCAGCUACAACCUGGUCAGAGAGGGCCUGGGCCUGGCCCCUGUAGAGAGAUGGGGAGACAUAAACCCUCGGCUCAACACCACCAACCCACAGGUACGAUCAGAACUGCUUACGUACUGCUUAUAAAAUGCUUUAUGUAUUUGUUGUGAAUGUUGUUGUUAAAUCCUUAUGUACCACUGACCGUUUAGAUUUUACUUGCCAAUGAUCGUGAUAGUGAAUGUGGUUGUUUUACCUACGUAUAAAUCACAAAAUGACUAAAACGUCAAUGUAACCAGGCAGGGACAGUUGAGAGCCAGAGAGAGGGGACUCAAACCACUGGCCCAAGAUCCUAUAAUGGAGUGAAUAACCUACCAUACCCUCUCUAUUCUGUCUCUACCUGUACCGUAUCUAUAGUUAUUCAGGGACCUAGCAGACCUGUAUGACGGGGAUAUCUCUAAACUGGAGCUGUUUCCUGGCGGUCUCCUGGAGUCUGUGGACGGUCCUGGUCCGGUCUUCUCCUCUAUCAUAUUGGACCAGUUCGACCGCAUCAGGAAUGGGGACCGCUUCUGGUUCGAGAACACACGGAACGGGUAGGAAGGAACAACGUCAAAUAUAGACACCUCAUACAUUAAACUAAUUCAUCGAAUGAAACUGUAACUGUCAGUUGAACCCGAUUUAUUUCCUGGCUUUCUCACGUUCGUUCAUUCUGAAAGGGAGGUCAACUCCUGGCUUUCUCACGUUCGUUCAUUCCGAAAGGGAGGUCAGCUCCUGGCUUUCUCACGUUCGUUCAUUCCGAAAGGGAGGUCAGCUCCCGCUGAGCCCAGUCCAAGUUCUUCUCUGUCCUGACACCCCAAUGGUGGAACCACCUUCCCCCUGAUGCUAGGACAGCAAAGUCCCUGCCCAUCUUCUGAAAACGUCUGAAACCCCGCCUCUUCAAAGACAUAUCAAUCGUAACCCCCUCCCCCACUUUUAUUUAUUUUUUAUUUGCGCUUGUCUUUUCCUACAAGCACUGACUUUGCUGAUAACUUCUUUAUUGAGGAAAAAUGUACUUACAAUGACUGUGAUAUGUGGUUGUCUCAUCUAGCUACAGUAUCUUAAGAUGAAUGCACUGACUGUAAGUCGCUCUGGAUAAGAGCGUCUGCUAAAUGACUAAAAUGUAAAAUGUAAAUGUAAAAUGAAUGCCUGGAGGGAUACCUUUGACAACGUAAGAACUAAUUAAAUAAACUAUAGCCUAGUGGAGAACUAGACUUUGAACUGAGAAAACACAAGACUAAUAUCAGUUUUUAUCAGCUUUGAACUGAGGCAACACAAGACUACUGUCAGUUAUGAUCAGCUUUGAACUGAGGAAACACAAGACUACUGUCAGUUAUGAUCAGCAUUGAUUCAGUGUUUGGGUGAUACUAUCAUAACAUUUCCUGUUGAUCUGACCAAUCCUGGUUGUUCCUCUAGUAUGUUCACAGCCGAAGAGGUGCAGGCCAUUCGGAACACGACCUUUCAUGAUGUCAUUACAGCAGUCACCAGUGCAGAGGCUGAGGACAUACAGAGGAGAGUCUUCUUCUGGAGGGAUGGUAAAGAUCAUAUCCUCCCUAAAGUUAUCUUUCUGUGGUUGGCCAAUACGUGAUAUUAUUCUCUGCAAUUCAAACAUUAUAAAUAGGUAACUUAUGAUAGUAUUCCCAGUAACUCAUAAAUGUUGACUGUACGUGCUGCAGUUACAGUAACCAGUUUAUCUGCCUACGUGUCUCCUCAUCUGUUUUUCUCCCUGUCUGUUUCCCUGCCUGUCUUCAUGUCUCCCUGUCUCUCUGUCUGUUUCCCUGCCUGUCUCCCUGCCUGUCUUCAUGUCUCCCUGUCUCUCUGUCUGUUUCCCUGCCUGUCUCCCUGCCUGUCUUCAUGUCUCCCUGUCUCUCUGCCUGCCUGUCUCCCUGCCUGUCUUCAUGUCUCCCUGUCUCCCUGUCUGUUUCCCUGCCUGUCUCCCUGCCUGUCUUCAUGUCUCCCUGUCUCUCUGCCUGCCUGCCUGUCUCCCUGCCUGUCUUCAUGUCUCCCUGUCUCCCUGUCUAUUUCCCUGCCUGUCUCCCUGCCUGUCUUCAUGUCUCCCUGUCUCUCUGCCUGCCUGGCUGCCUGACUCCCUGUCUGUCUGGCUGCCUGUCUGUCUGCCUGCCUACCUGUUUCCCUGCCUGUCUCCCUACCUGUCUGUCUGUCUGUCUGCCUGCCUGCCUGCCUGCCUGCCUGCCUGCCUGCCUGCCUGCCUGCCUGCCUGCCUGCCUGUCCUGCCUGUCUGUCUGUCUGUCUGUCUGUCUGUCUGUCUGUCUGUCUGUCUGUCUGUCUGUCUGUCUGUCUGUCUGCCUGCCUGCCUGCCUGCCUGCCUGCCUGCCUGCCUGCCUGCCUGCCUGCCUGUCUCCCUGCCUGUCUUUCUGCCUCCCUCCCUGUCUGUCUGCCUGCCUGCCUAUCUGGCUACCUGUCUGUCUGCCUGUCUGUUACAGGUGACCCUUGCCCCCAGCCUUCUCAGGUCACGACCUCUGAGCUCCACCCCUGCACCAAUGCCACCAAGCUCAACUACUUUGACGACGGAAGCAAAACUGGCUUUGGCAUCUCAGUCGUCUGCCUGUUCCUCUUUCCUGUUGGUCAGUAUUUGAUAUUACCCAAUCAGACUCCACAUGUGUGAUGAGGUGUGAAUGACGGAGUCAGGCGCAGGAGGUAAAACACCGAAAUCCAGAGUUUAUUCAGUGUACAUGAAUAUUGAGCAGCAAGCGUCAAAACGAAACUAGCACAAGGGAAAAAUCCACCUUGGCUAAAUACAGGGAAAGAGUUGCUCAACCGAGCUACUCACUCUCACAAUGAACAAUCACUCACAGAGGACAAGGGGGCAGAGGGAACACUUAUACACAGACUAAUGAGGGAAUGAGUACCAGGUGUGUGUGAUUGACAAGACAAGACAAGACAAGACAUAUGGAGUGAUGAUAAAUGGAGCGGCAGUGGCUAGUAAGCCGGUGACGACGAACGCCGAAACCUGCCCGAGCAAGGAGGAGGGGGCAGCCUCGGCUGAAUUCGUGACAACAUGCACAUUUUACAUGAAGUCAUUUAGCAGACACUCUUUUAUCCAGAGUGACUCACAGUCAGUUAAUUCAACUAAAUAGGUAAAACAAACCACAUAUAUACAUUUCUGUAUCACACAUAACAGAAAAUAAAUAAAAAACUCAUAUUGCAAGGAAAAUCUACCAUUCUACUACAGCCGUGGUGAACUUCCCUGUGGAUCUUGAUCAGUGGCGUAGCGCAGUUUCGCGGGGCCCCCCACAAGGUUUGAGCAAGGGCCCCAUUUAUUUAUUUUUUGUUGCCAUGGGGCAGAGAGAAAAAUGUGAAUUUUUAUAGGUUUUUUUCUUCACAUUUUGCCAUGAGGCUGAGAGAACAUGUUGCUGUUUUAGAGCUCAGGGAUCCUUUGAAAGUUGGGACAAUCUCAAAUAUUUUUCUUAACAUUUUACAACAUAUGAAAUAUAUGUUUUGAUAGACCAAAGUAUCAGCUAUCACACCAUGUAAAGGCACGACCUCCUAAUGUAUUUAAUUUUUUCAUAAAAUACAUACUAACUGGAUUUAUGUCAACUCUGUCAGACACCAUAAAAGGCAUUUCAUUUUUUACAAUUAUUGUCCAACAUAAAUAAAGGCCUUGAUUGUUUAAUUCUAACAUUAGAUUAUUCAAAAAUGUAAUACAAAUCUCCAAACUUCUUUUUGUUUUGUUUUAUAGCACUAUUACAUGCUCCAGGGCUAAUUUAGUUAGCAUUUUGGCAUGUUUUUCUAGAUGUAGAACAUAAAACAACAUUUAUAAAGGAUAACAUUAUCCCUUAGGAACAGUGAUUACAAUGUUUUUUUCAGAAUAUGGACAAAAAAAAUCGAUCUUAAGGGGGUCAGCCAUCAGUGACGGAGUUGGCAAGCCACUGGCGAAGUUGACAACAGAUACUCAAAACAUACAUAUUUUUGUCUCAAAAAAUAAAAGUACAAUACAAAUAUUUGUAAAAUAUAGAAAAUUAUUCAUUUGAAAAUCACCAAUAAAAAUCAACAUUCUAUCAUAUCUUUCAGCACUCUUGACGUUAAAUAAAAAUCUGAAGGAGUUGACGUUUUACGGAGUUGACAAAAACUGCAUUUUUCUUCUUAAUUCAAGUGGUAUACACAGUAGCAAUUGAGUUUUUCCUCAGUUGCUUUCUGACUCUAAAACCUAAUUAAAUGUAACAUAUUUGAACCCAAAUUCAUAUUCUAUCUAAAUCUAUCAGGCAGAUGGCGUUGACAGUUUGUGGUUGUGACCAGGAUGAUUCCAAUAUUGUUUAACUCUAUCAAAAGUAGAGAACUUUCCAGACCAUGAGUGCUCUGGUUGCACUACAUGUAAUGAGGACAUGAAGAAGGGGUCCUUAUGGUGUAGCUGACCCUGCUUAUUCCUGAUUCAUUUAGGAUUUUAGACAAAUCUGACGGAGUAAACCAAAUCUCCAGACACAUCUUUAAGGAAUCAACGUUUUUAGAUAAAUAUUAUUUAAAGUCACAGAGGACUAUUGCAAGAAACUACAUACGAUCAUUUUCCAGUUAAUAUCAUUUUUUGUUGUUGCCAGUUUUCAGUUAAUUUCAAUGUUAACACUUUUUUGGAAAGUUUGAAAUGUGUAUCCUUUGCUCCGAACAAGGGCAUUUCCAGGCAUAGAGCUGACAUGGAAAUUAAUAACAUUGAAAGUAUUAAAAAAAAUCCCAAAACAAUUCUUUUUCCCUUAUAAAAUUAUCCUAAAUGUAAAUGUUAAGACCAAAUAAUCAGGAUCAUUGUGAUUGCUACAGUAUAAUUGUUGUAUAAUUGUUCUGUUGAAUGUGUUGUUCCCCUCCCAGUGAGCUUCCUCAUGGCUCUGGUCGUGGCCUACUUCAGAAAGUCCAAGUUUAAGAAGUUCCAGAAGAGAGGAUCUGACGACACAACAGAGGAACCCGCUGCUGGAAUCACAGGUGUGUGUCGGGAUGUCAGUGUGAUGCGGUAGGACGAAGUCAGGCGCAGGACACAGAGCUCAUCGAAAAACGUACUUUACUCAUAGGGAACGUCGAAUAACAUAACCUCCACGCAGGGAGGAAACAAACCCGCUCACCAGACGACAACCAAACAUGAACAAACACGCACAACAUACAGUGGGAGCCAGAGGGUUAAAUAGGGCAGUGAUCAAUGAUCAUGGGAACAGGUGUGAACAAUCAAGACAAGACAAGACAAGUAGAACACAGAAACAUAGAUCGGUGGCAGCUAGUACUCCGGUGACGACGAACGCCGAAGCCUGCCCGAGCAAGGAGGAGGAGCAGCCUCGGCUGAAUCUGUGACAGUGUGUCAGGUGUCAGGCGGUCUUUGUUGUGACAGAAUCGUCCCCCUCUGUGUAGGUCGGGUGUGUGUCAGGUGGUCUUUGUUGUGACAGAAUCGUCCCCCUCUGUGUAGGUCGGGUGUGUGUCAGGUGGUCUUUGUUAUGACAGAAUCGUCCCCCUCUGUGUAGGUCGGGUGUGUGUCAGGUGGUCUUUGUUGUGACAGAAUCGUCCCCCUCUGUGUAGGUCGGGUGUGUGUCAGGUGGUCUUUGUUAUGACAGAAUCGUCCCCCUCUGUGUAGGUCGGGUGUGUGUCAGGUGGUCUUUGUUAUGACAGAAUCGUCCCCCUCUGUGUAGGUCGGGUGUGUGUCAGGUGGUCUUUUGUUAUGACAGAAUCGUCCCCCUCUGUGUAGGUCGGGUGUGUGUCAGGCGGUCUUUGUUAUGACAGAAUCGUCCCCCUCUGUGUAGGUCGGGUGUGUGUCAGGCGGUCUUUGUUAUGACAGAAUCGUCCCCCUCUGUGUAGGUCGGGUGUGUGUCAGGUGGUCUUUGUUGUGACAGAAUCGUCCCCCUCUGUGUAGGUCGGGUGUGUGUCAGGUGGUCUUUGUUAUGACAGAAUCGUCCCCCUCUGUGUAGGUCGGGUGUGUGUCAUGUUAGAACGGGUGUGCUUUUCUCUUUUCACACUACUGAGCCGAGCCAAGCUGAGCUGUACUGAGCUGGCCUGGUUACACAUCCACACCAUGGCUGCUGCUGGAACUAUGCUGGGAAGGACAAUGUCAACAGAACAUAUCAGAGCCAUCACAAUACGGUUUGGAUAGGCAUGAGAGUGUGAAUAUGGUAAUAGGGUGCACACCUUAACACUGGGAAUGUUCUGAUGUCCAUCUCUCUCUCUCUCCGAGCGAGCCUCUCUCGCGAGUGGCGCAGAAGGCGCGAAGCAGAUAGCGAGGACAAGGGAGCUCGAGGCGGAAGCUAGAGAGAACAUCAGAAAAGACCGGAGGAACGCGAGGGAGAACUGGCUCUGGGAGCAUGAGGGUAGAGACUCGUCUCUAACAGAAGAGCAGGAAGAGACCGAUCGAAAAAGAGCGAAGAUCCUCCGAGAAGAGAGGAAGAGCCGAAAAUAUAGGCCCUCUCAUCUACUCUCCUCUCCUCGCCUCUCCUCUCCUCUCCUCUCCUCUCCUCUCCUCUCCUCUCCUCUCCUCUCCUCUCCUCCUCUCCUCUAGCCUGUGAGUGGCAGGGCCCUAAGAAGCCCCUGUGUCCAGUCAGUCUGUUGAUCGAUGAUAGGAGGAGACUCCAGGUGUUUGACCGGUCUGGACCCGCUCUACGGUCACUCAGCCUGGGUACCCAGACCCACCUGGACGUCCUUCUAUCCAGUGACCAUUACCGCAGGGCUCUGCUGCUGAAAGUACCCAAAGAGUAUGACCUGGUGAGUAGAUGGGAGAGUGGUGUGUGUGUGUGUGUGUGUGUGUGUGUGUGUGUGUGUGUGUGUGUGUGUUUGCGUGUGUGUGUAAACUCUGCUUGUUGUGGUCUGUCCCCAGGUGCUGUACUUUGAGGACGAGGGCCAGCGUGGAGAGUUUGUCCGGCACCUUCGCUCUGAGGUGACAGACAGCGGACAGGAGCUGGCGGUGAGGGACAUGACAGAGAAGGAGCUACUGAGAGAGGCAGUGACCAGAGAUCAGAGAGCUCAGAUAGUUGAGACCUUCAUCAGGACUGCCUUCGCCAAGGUACCGGAAUAUACUGUGAUUUAGGAGACGCUUUACUGUAAUAUGGUGAUUUAGGAGACGCUUUACUGUAAUAUGGUGAUUUAGGAGACGCUUUACUGUAAUAUGGUGAUUUAGGAGACGCUUUACUGUAAUAUGGUGAUUUAGGAGACGUUUACUGUAAUAUGGUGAUUUAGGAGACGAUUACUGUAAUAUGGUGAUUUAGGAGACGCUUUACUGUAAUAUGGUGAUUUAGGAGACGCUUUACUGUAAUAUGGUGAUUUAGGAGACGUUUACUGUAAUAUGGUGAUUUAGGAGACGAUUACUGUAAUAUGGUGAUUUAGGAGACGCUUUACUGUAAUAUGGUGAUUUAGGAGACGCUUUACUGUAAUAUGGUGAUUUAGGAGACGAUUACUGUAAUAUGGUGAUUUAGGAGACACUUUACUGUAAUUUGGUGAUUUAGGAGACGCUUUUCUGUAAUAUGGUGAUUUAGGAGAGGCUUUACUGUAAUAUGGUGAUGUAGGAGAGGUUUACGGUAAUAUGGUGACAACAAUACGGUAACAUUCAUGGCCUCAAUGAGGGAAAAAAGUAUUUGAUCCCCUGCUGAUUUUGUACGUUUGCCCACUGAUAAAGAAAUGAUCAGUCUAUAAUUUUAAUGGUAGGUUUAUUUGAACAGUGAGAGACUGAACAUUAGCGAGUAAUAUACUCGGAAGUGGUGGAUGGUGCGCGCGCCUCCUGAGUCGGACUAGAAGUCCACUCCAAAUAUCUGCUAUCUUGGAGCAGCCUCUCAAUUGCCCUGGGUGGUACGAACAAAGGAUCCAAUUUGGGAAAGUCGUAUUCCUGGUCGUAAUACUGGUGAGUUACCGCCGCUCUGCGAUCCAAAUGUUAUUUCCGGCUGUUUGUAAUAACACAAAAAAACGUUCUGGGCUAAUAAUGUAAGAAAUAAUACACAAAAAAACAAAAUGUGUGUUGUGAUAAUUGCGUUAUUUGCUCUAUAACCUAUUAAUUCAUAUGCCUUGCGACCGUGAUAUAUAGGCCUAAAGGCCAAGACAAUAUGAAGACACAGUGGCAGAAUAAAUUCAACCACACCUUUGUUUUAUCACAAAACCAGAUAGCAAACUCUGUCCGGUGAAGUCCACAAAGCAUAUUGCAUGUACAGUAACAGACAGUUACGUGACCUACAGCAUGGUCAAACAAGGUAAUGUUUCCGACAUUUUCGGACCACUAAACAACUAUUGAUUUAGAACCACGGAGAGUUACCGCAAGUCGCAAAGAAACCAGGAGCUGCCUCCACUACCCCAGCACCAUUUCAACUUCAACAUUUCAACAUCAUCAAAUCACCUCUGCUUAGUCUAAUACAGUCACAACUAAAAGUUACCAAAAACCAUUUAGCCCAAUCAACAAGUUAAAUAUGAUGUAGCUUUCCAUGGUUCUGUUUUCUGUGUGUGUGUGCGUACAAGUAGAAAACAUGUUGACUCACCCUACUUGUAGAGAAACACCAAUGCCAUCCUCCUCUCUUUCAUGUUGACGAAACGCUCUAUGACUCUGUCAUACAGUACACGCUUUUAUUUUGUGUUGUCCUCGGCUACCUGGCUAAAAUGCUGCUCGCUAGCCUAACUUCCAUUCAUGGGCAACGUUAGCUAGUUAACAUUAGCCUUCUACAUCUAGCUACAUAUUGAACUUCCAUCCUCUCAGGCCAGGGGCACAACAAUGUAUGAAUGAAUGGUUGAUUAGAAUUUCAUUGAGAAAACAGAAAGGUGUCAAAUAUUUUUUUUCCGCAAACAUCCAUUCUGAAUUUAAAAGUAAUCCUAGAAGUAAUCAUUUAGUUUUUCAAAAGUAUCUGUAAUCUGAUUACAAUAUUUUUGCUGGUAAAGUAGAGGAUUACAGUUACCGUUUUUUUUGGUAAUCAGUUACAUGUAAUCCAUUACUCGCCAACCCUGGACAUGCUGUAUGUCAGGGUUCUUCAAUUCCGGUCCUGGAGGGCUGAAACACCUCUGUUUUUCAUCCUCUCCUUCUAAUCAGGGGCUAAUUCAGACCUGGGACACCAGGUGAGUGCAAUUAACUACCAGGUAGAAAUAAAAGGAGACCGUUUUCAUUGACCUGGCCAAGGCUUUCGACUCUGUCAACCACCGCAUUCUUAUUGGCAGACUAAAUAGCCUUGGUUUCUCAAAUGACUGCCUCGCCUGGUUCACCAACUACUUCUCAGAUAGAGUUCAAUGUGUCAAAUCGGAGGGCCUGUUGUCUGGACCUAUGGCAGUCUCUAUGGGGGUGCCACAGGGUUCAAUUCUUGGGCCGACUCUUUUCUCUGUGUAUAUCAAUGACGUCGCUCUUGCUGCUGGUGACUCUCAGAUCCACCUCUACGCAGACGACACCAUUUUGUAUACAUCUGGCCCUUCAUUGGACACUGUGUUAACAAACCUCCAAACGAGCUUCAAUGCCAUACAACACUCCUUCAGUAGCCUCCAACUGCUCUUAAACACUAGUAAAACUAAAUGCAUGCUCUUCAACCGAACGCUGCUUGCACCCGCCCACCCGACUAGAAUCACUACUCUCGACAGGUCUGACCUAGAGUAUGUGGACAACUACAAAUAUCUAGGUGUCUGGUUAGACUGUAAACUCUCCUUCCAGACUCACAUUAAGAAUCUCCAAUCCAAAGUUAAAUCUAGAAUCGGUUUCCUAUUUCGCAACAAAGCCUCCUUCACUCAUGCUGCCAAACAUGCCCUCGUAAAACUGACUAUCCUACCGAUCCUUGACUUCGGCGAUGUCAUUUACAAAAUAGCCUCCAACACUCUACUCAGCAAAUUGGAUGUAGUCUAUCACAGUGCCAUCCAUUUUGUCUCCAAAGCCUCAUAUACUACCCACCACUGUGACCUGUAAGCUCUUGUUGGCUGGUCCUCACUACAUAUUCGUCGCCAAACCCACUGGCUCCAGGCCAUCUAUAAAUCACUGCUAGGCAAAUCCCCGCCUUAUCUUAGCUCAUUGGUCACCAUAGCAACACCCACCCGUAGUCUGCACUCCAGCAGGUAUAUCUCACUGGUCAUCCCCAAAGCCAACACCUCCUUUGGCCGCCAUUCCUUCCAGUUCUCUGCUGCCAAUGACUGGAAAGAAUUGCAAAAAUCUCUGAAGCUGGAGACACUUAUCUCCCUCACUAACUUUAAGCAUCAGUUGUCAGAGCACCUUACCGAUCACUGCACCUGUACACAGCCCAUCUGAAAUUAGCCCGCCCAACUACCUCAUCCCUAUAUUGUUAUUUAUUUUGCUCAUUUGUACCCCAGUAUCUCUAUUUGCACAUCAUCUCUUGCACAUCUAUCAUUCCAGUGUUAAUACUAAUUGUAAUUAUUUUGCACUAUAGCCUAUUUAUUGCCUUACCUCCAUAACUUGCUACAUUUGCACACACUGUAUAUAUAUGUAUUUCUGUUGUAUUUUUGACUUUGUUUUGUUUUACCCCAUAUGUAACUCUGUGUUGUUGUUUUUAUCGCACUGCUUUGCUUUAUCUUGGCCAGGUCGCAGUUGUAAAUGAGAACUUGUUCUCAACUGGUUUACCUGGUUAAAUAAAGGUGAAAUAAAAAUAAAAUAAAAAAAUAAAAACAGAAGUGUUUCGGCCCUCCAGGACCGGAAUUGAAGAACCCUGCUGUAUGUAUUGGCUCAAUGGGAGAACCCAGUUAAAUAAAGGUUCAAUAAAAAAUAUAUCCAUCUCAGGUCCUGGAGAUAGAGAAGUGUGAUGCCAGGGACCUGAGUGGUGCAUCCUGUAGAAAGACCCGUGAAGCCCUGGAGACUGAGCUGACAGGAACUGAGUUUGCCGACGCCCUGGGACUCAAACCGGACUCUCUCUUUGUUGACUCCAUGUUCACGCUUGCCGACAAGGAUGGAAACGGAUACCUCUCCUUCCAGGAGUUCCUUGAUGUCAUCGUAAUCUUCAUGAACGGUGAGUAGGUGUCACGCCCUGACCUAUGGAACUCUUGUUUGUUGAGUCAGGGUGUGAAUGUCCUAUGGUAGUUCUAUGUUAUGUAUAUCUAUGUUUAGGUUCUAGUUGUUCUAUAUCUAUGUUUGGCCGGGUAUGAUUCCCAAUCAGAGGCAGCUGUCGCUCGUUGUCUCUGAUUGGGGAUCAUACUUAGGUAGCCUAUUUCCUACGUUGUGUUGUGGGAUUUUUGUUCCGUUUAGGCUUGUAUGUGUAUAGCCUGAGGACUUCACGUUACGUUGUUUCUUGUUUUGUUGUAUGUUUAUUGAGUUAAUAAACAUGUACGCUUUUCACGCUGCACCUUGGUCCGACCCGUCUCUCAAUGAGCGUGACAGAAGGUUUCCAUUUCAAUUCAAGUCAAUUCAGAAAGUAAACUAAAUUCCAAUUCCACGUUUUACUAAUUAAAAAGCAUUGAAGAGAAUUGGAAUUUCAGUGUACUUCAUGAAUUGACUGGAAUUUAAGUGGAAUUGAUCCCAACCCUGGAGUUCAGGGUCGUGUUUAUUAGACAAACAAACAGAAGAUAACUGACUGAAACAGGAAUUGUCCAAUAAGAAACACCAAAUUUUGUUCUGAGAUUCCACUGUGUGGUUUGUCCAGGUUCCCCCGAGGAAAAGUCUAAACUGAUGUUCUCCAUGCACGACAUCGAUGGAGAUGGUUUCUUAUCGAAAGAGGAGUUUUCCAGGCUGCUCAGGUUAGCACUGUUGUCGAUUCUCUUAAAGGUCCCGAACACUCAUUCUGAUUCCCAUGUAAAAUAGCCUUUUGAGUGACUAAAAUAUCACCCAUAAUAUUUGUUUUUGGGGGGAAAGAAAUGCUCAAGAUUUUAGAAAAGUACUUUUCUCUCAUGGCUAACUACCAGGAAGUUUGAAAAGAAAGGGUGAGUGGGCGGUGAGUUUAUAUUCAUGACCUCGCCUUGACUGACAGCUCUUUGAAAUGCCUAUGUCAAGAAACUUGGGUGCAGUGAGCAGUGUUGCACAAUCCAAAAUGAGUGAAAAAGAUAAGCACCAUAUUAAUGGGUUCCUGGACUAACUCCGACCGUCUUAACUCUGGCCAUCUUGUGGUCUGUUCUGCAGGUCGUUCAUAGAGAUCUCCAGUAGCCUUCUGUCUAAGAGCCAGGCUGAGGAGGCCAUCAAGGCCAUGCUGAAGGCUGCAGGCUUCAACGACAAGGAACAGAUUACCUGGGAGGACUUCCACUUCCUGCUCCGGGACCACGAGAAGGAACUGACCUUCGCUCAGCUCAACAUCAAAGGUAACAAAGGCUGUAGAGGGCCGACCAGGGACACAAAAUACUCUCAAAGGCUUCUGCAAAGCUUCUUCUUCUUCUUCUUCUUCUUCUUCUUCUUCUUCUUCUUCUUCUUCUAAUGUUAUGUAUCUCUGCAGGGAUGGAGAAGGAGGGGGGAAACAGACUGAGUCGACACCAGCAUGUUUCUUUCAUCACCCCAAACAGGAACAGGUAAGAUAAUAACAUUAGAAUAGAGGAAGAGAAUAACUAGUAAUGAGGAUACACCCUUUAUGAGAGAGCUGCUGACUAACAAAACAUUUAUAGUAAAAAUGCCCUCUUGAUUGUAAUCUACUGUAUUUCGCUAUCUCCUUUCACAAACAUCUUAGCAGACGCUCUUAUCCAGAGCGAUUUACAGGAGCAAUUAGGGUUAAGUGCCUUGCUCAAGAGCACAUAGACAGAUUUUUCACCUAGUCGGCUCGGGGAUUAGAACCAGCAACCUUUCUGGUUACUGGCACAACGCUCUUAACCACUAAGCUACCUGCCACCCUUGUGGACAUGAUGAUGAUGAUUGCUUUUUUCCAAGUAACCUGUUAUAUUACUAUUACAACGACUAUUACGAUUAUUAAUACAAGUUAUUUUAACUACACCACCCUUGUCUGCUGAUAUGAUAAACAUCCGUUUUCAAACGCCGGGCUUCAUGCCUCAUGCUCCUUAUUUAAAACGGUAAUGUCUUCUCUUCCUUAGCUCACCCUCAGAAGGGGACACGCAGUUCUCCAGCAGCCUUGGGAAAGACGGGCAGGAACUUCGCAGACGACAAGGGAAAAGGUAAGUUCUCUAGGGUUAGGGGAAUUUCCAUUUAAAUUCUGGAAAUAAAGUGAAAUUCUUUCACUGUCCAUCGAAAAGCAAUGAGGACUGAAAUCAAAUGGAACUUAUCUAUCCUGUGGCUUCGUUAUAUCACUAACACCCAGUAAUACCUUUUAAAAUAUAAUUAUUGCCCUUAAUGAUGGCAAUCCAGCCUGAACCUCAGCCGGAUAUUCUGUUUUUACCCACUCUCCAUUGAUUCAUUUAAUUGUCCUUGCUAACUCUGACUCAUCCAUUGUAUUUACUGAUUGCUGCAUUGCUGUAACAUAAAGGUUCAAAAUGGUCUCAAUAGUUCUUUGUUGAAGGACCUUUCUCUUAAAACGUGUUCAGCAAUAAAUGCCAUUGAAGUGAAUUAUGCUGCUGCCUGAACCUUCUUUUUCAGUUUCAGUUGAAUAAAUUAUGUUGGAACAAUACAUAUUUUCUCAGUCACAUGCUCAAUCUAAACCACUGCAAAUAACUCCCUCCUUCCUCCUCCCAUGCAGAUCGGGCCUCCAGAGGCCUAAGGUCUACGUGAAGCCUAAGAAGGAGCGUUACAACAGGAACCCCAUCCAGCAGAAGAUCCAGCACUUCAAACGCUUUGUAGAGAACUACCGUCGCCACAUUGUCUGCUUCACUAUCGUCUACGGCAUCACAGCCGGAGUGGCUCUGGAGAGAUGCUACUGUGAGUUCUCUUCUCUUCUCUUGUCUUGUCUUCUCUUCUCUUCUCUUGUCUUCUCUCCUCUUUUCUUGUCUUCUCUUGUCUUCUCUUUCUUGUCUUCUCUUCUCUUGUCUUCUCUUGUCUUGUCUUCUCUUCUCUUCUCUUAUCUUCUCUUGUCUUCUCUUGUCUUCUCUUGUCUUGUCUUCUCUUCUCUUCUCUUCUCUUCUCUCUCUUUCUUGUCUUCUCUUUUCUUGUCUUCUCUUCUCUUGUCUUCUCUUGUCUUAUCUUGUCUUCUCUUAUCUUGUCUUCUCUUGUCUUCUCUUGUCUUGUCUUCUUGUCUUCUCUUGUCUUGUCUUCUCUUCUUUCCUCUUUUCUUGUCUUCUCUUGUCUUGUCUUGUCUUCUAUUCUCUUGUCUUCUCUUGUCUUCUCUUGUCUUGUCUUGUCUUGUCUUCUCUUCUCUUCUCUUCUCUUUUCUUGUCUUCUCUUGUCUUUACUUAUUUUUAUUCUCUUCUCUUGUCUUCUCUUGUCUUCUCAUCUUGUAUUUUCUUGUCCUCUCUUCUCUUGUCUUUUUUUCUUUCUUUUCUCUUCUGUCUGUUCUUCUGUUCUGAGAGUUAGCUGGCACUUCGUGACAACUGCUGAUGUAAAAAGGGCUUUAUAAAAUACAUUUGAUUGAUUGAAUUUGAGCUAGCCUGGCUGGUCCCAGAUCUGUUUGUGCUGUCUCGCCAACUCCUAUACUUGUUGUCAAGACAGUACAGACAGAUCUGAGACCAGGCUUGGGAGUAAGCUGUGCCAAGAAGAAGAAGAAGGCUGGGAGUUACCUGUUUUGUCAAUCUCAGUGCCCAGAACCAAAUCAGAUAAGGCGGUCAUGAGCGACGACUGUUUUGUUGACACAACUGCUUAACUUAAUGAGAUAUUAAUAAUUUAGUUGAUUACUCAUGCAAUUCUAACUCCAUUGCCCUACAAAGGCAUCUUGUGAAUGCUUAGGUACAUUUUCCAUCACAUUACAAUAGCUAUACUGUAUCUGAAUAUAAAAGCCUUCUGUCAGCCUGGUAUAUACCCUGAAUCCCAAAUCAAAAGCCCUGGCCCUAAUCCUUCCUGUAGAUCUAACAGAAUGGGAUAUGUUUAAGCAAUAUGGUGAUGACUUGAACUUCCCUUCUGUUUGGCUGACUUUUUGCCCAUAUUGAUUACACUUAUCCAAUCCCUUCAGAUCUACAGGAGUGCCUAGGGAAUCCAGAGGGGCUGAGGGUCUUAUUUGGGAUUCAGGUAAAGCCCUGUGGACUAACAGAAACAAACCCCUAGCUGCGUGUUUAGACUAUGGUUUGCAGGCAUACUCCACGGGCGUGCCGGAGACGUCGGUGGUGGGUAUCUUGGUGUCGCGUGGUUCGGCGGCGGCCAUCUCCUUCCUGUACCCCUACAUGCUACUGACAGUGUGCCGUAACCUCAUCACCUUUGGACGAGAGACCUUCCUCAACCAAUACAUCCCCUUCGACGCCGCUAUAGACUUCCACCGCUUCAUGGCCAUGUCUGCCCUCUUAUUUUCAGGUCAGAGGGCGACUCACUUCUCAGAGCAUCAACACUAAAGUAGGGGUUGACUGGGUGGAAUUGGAGAAAAAAAAGUCAAUCACCAAUGUAAAAUCCUGAAAAUAUUUUUUUUUUUUUUUCGUCAAAAUGAUUUCACUUUGGGGAACUGAUGAUUUCACUUUGGGGAACUCCUACAUUCAUGAAUACUAGCUCUUCACAUCACAUUGUAGUAACACAAUUACAACAUGUGUUUCCAGUUCAUGUUGUGUUUUGCUCCCGAAUUAACCCCUUCUCCUCUCGUCUUUAGUUAUCCACUCUCUGGGUCAUGUGGUGAACGUCUACGUGUUCUCAGUCAGUGACCUCAGCAUCCUGGCCUGUCUGUUCCCCAGGGUCCUAGCUGACAAUGGGUAAUGGCAUUAUUCCUGAUUCUUCUUGAUUCUUCUGAAUUUGUGGGGAUUCUUCUUCAUUUUCAUACCUCUUUACAUACAUACUCUUGUAUCUGAUUUACUAUGUGUUGACUAUUAACUGGGUUGACUAUUUACUAUGUGUUGACUAUUAACUGGGUUGACUAUUUACUAUGUGUUGACUAUUUACUGGGUUGAUUAUUUACUAUGUGUUGACUAUUUACUGGGUUGACUAUUUACUAUGUGUUGACAUUGACUUACUAUUUAUAUUUACUAUUCGGGUUGACUAUUUACUAUGUGUUGACUAUUUACUGGGUUGACUAUUACUGGGUUGACUAUUUACUAUGUGUUGACUAUUUACUGGUUGACUAUUUACCUUGUGUUGACUAUUUACUAUGUGUUGACUAUUUACUGGGUUGACUAUUUACUAUGUGUUGACUAUUUACUGGGUUGACUAUUUACCUUGUGUUGACUAUUUACUAUGUGUUGACUAUUUACUGGGGUUGAUUAUUUACUAUGUGUUGACUAUUUACUGGGUUGACUAUUUACUGGGUUGACUAUUUACCUUUGUGUUGACUAUUUACUGUAUUUACUAUUUACUGUGUUUGACUAUUAUUAUUUUUGUUUUUUUGGGCUAUUUUUCUUUUGGGGUUUACUAUUUACUAUUUGUUGACCAUUAUUGUUUGACAUUUUUCAGGUCUGAGAGCCGAUUUGAAAUGGUCGUGGUGGUUCUUUCAGACUGUUUCCCGGUAGGACGAAUACAAAAACCCUUCCCACCGGUCAAAAAAUGGGCAAAAAUAUUGAAAGUCAUAAAAUUUUGUAAAUUUUAACCCGUUUCUAGUUAUUUAAAGACGCCCCCCUUUAACCAGUUUUGCCCGCUGGGUUUGCUUUAGUCCCAAAAUAUUGUCUCUGAAUGAUAAAAAGCUACUUUUUGUUAUUUCUGGGAAAAUUUUUUAAAAGCUCCCAAAUUUUUUUCGUUUUCUCUCUCUUGGGUUUCUCUAAGGGGUUUUCUCUCUCUAAAGUUUUCUCUAAGGGGUUUUUCUCUUUUUCUAACCCUUAAAUUUUAACGUGCUCUCUCUCUAAAGUUACUCAACCCGGGUUUUCUCUCUAAAGUUUCCUAAAAGUGGCCCUCUCUUUCUCAAAAUUUCCCCUAAUUUUCCAAGGUCUUUUCUCUCAACGUUACUUAACCUUUUCUUCUCCUAAAAAUUUCUUAACUGGUUCCUCUCUGUUUAAACUAAAGUUGUCUCUCUCCCCUAACGUUUCUUUAACUGUCUCUCUCUCUAACGUUUCUCUAAAGUGGGUUUUUCUCUAACGUUACUUAAGGGUUCUCUUUUCCUAACUUUCUCAAAGUUUUCUUUUCUCUCAAAGUUCUCUAAAAGGGUUUUCUCUCUCUAACCCUUACUCUAAGUUUUUUCCCCUCUCUCUAACGUUUCCCCUAACGGGGUCUCUCUCUCUCUAAAGUUACUCCAACGUGGGCUCCUUCUAAAAGUUACUUUAAGGGGUCUCUCUUCUCUAACGUUUCCUAAGUGGGCUCCUCUCUCUAACGUUACUCAAAGUGUCUCUCUCCCUAACGUUACCACCUGGGCCUUCCCCUCUAACGUUACUCAACGGUUUUCUCUCUCCCAAAAGUGAAUUUUUUAACGCCAACAUUUUCCCCUUCUCCCCUAACGUUAAUUAACGUGUCCUCUCUCUUUAAAGUUACUAACGGUCUCUCUCUCUAACGUUACUCUAACGUGUCUCUCUCUCUCUAACGUUACUCUAACGUUUCUCUCUCUCUCUAACGUUACUCUAAGUUUUCUCUUCUCAAAGUUUUCUCUAAAGGGGUCUCUCUCCCCUUUAAAGUUACUUAAAGUUUUCUCUCUCAUUUUUCUUCCGUUACUCUAACGUGUCUCUCUCUCUCUAACGUUACUCUAACGUGUCUCUCUCUCUAACGUUACUCUAACGUGUCUCUCCCCUCUAACGGUUUCCUAACGUGUUUUUCUCUUUUCUAACGUUUCUUUAACGUGUUUUUCUCUCGCUAACGGGUUUUCCCCCAACGGUUUGUCCUCUCUCUAACGUUACUCUAACGUGUCUCUCUCUCUAAAAGUUACUUUAACGUCCUUUUCUUCUAACGUUACUCUAAGUUUUCUCUCUUCUGGUUUCUCUAAAGGGUUUGUCUCCUCUCUCAAAGUUAAUCUAACGGUUGGGCUCUUCUAACGUUACUAAAGGGGGUUUUCUCUCUCUAACGUUACCUAACGGUCUCUCUCCUAACGUUUUCGGUUUUUAACGGUUUUACUUUUCUCUCUCUAACGUUUCCCCAACGUUUUCUCUCUCUCCUCGGUUUCUCUAACUGUCUUCUCUUUAACGUUAAAUCUAAAAAAGGGCUCUUCUCUGUUUUUCUCUAACGUGGGCUUUUUCCCCUCUAACGUUACUUUUAACGUGUUUCUCUUCUUCUUAAAAGGUUUUACUUUACCUUCUUCAAGUGUUUCUCUUAAAUUUCUCAAUGUGUGCCCCUCUUCUAAAGUACCUAACGUGCUCUCCUCAACGUUACUCUAAGUGUCUCUUUUCAAAUUAUCUAAAAGUGUUCCUCUCUAAAGUUACUCUAACGGGUUUUUCCCCCUCUCUCUAAAGUUUCUCUAAAGGUCUCUCUUUUCUAAAGUUAAAAAUUUUAAGUGUUCUUCUCUUCGUUUUAACGGCCCCUUUCCCCUAAUUGGUUCUCUCUCUCUAACGUUACUUUAACGUUGUCUCCUCUCUAAGUUACUCUAACGUGACUCUCUUUUUAACGGUUUCUUUAAAGUGUCUCUCUCUAAAAGUUUCUCUAACGGGUCUCUCCUUUUCUGUUACUCAACGUGUCUCUUCUCUAACGUUACUCUAAAAGGGGUUUUCUAAAUUUUUUCUCUAACGUUAAUUAACGUUUUUCUUCCCCUCUUUCUCUAACGUUACCCCUUUAAAGUUGUCUCUUUUCUCUAAGUUCCCCUUUAAAAGGGCUUUCUCUCAACGUUUCUUAACGUGUCUCUCUCCUAACUUUUCUCAACGGUUUCCCCUCUAACGUUAUUUAAGGGUUUUCUCUCUAACGUUUAAACAACGUUGGGGUUUUUCUCUAACGUUACUCAACGUGUUUCUCUCUAACGUUACUCUAAAGGGCUUCUCCCCUAACGUUACUUAACGUUUCUCUCUCUCUAACGUUACUCUAAAGUGGGCUCCUCUUUCAGUUACUCUAACGGGUCUCCUCUCUUAAAAGGACUCUAACGUGUCUCUUUCUCUAAAGUUACUUAAAGUGUUCUCUCUCGUUAUCUUAAGGGGGCUUUUCCCCUCUUAAAUUUUUCUUUUAACGGGGUUUUCUCUAUCUAAACGUUACUCAAAAGGUUUUUUCUGUUUUUAAUUUUCUCUCUCUAACGUUUUCUCUAACGUUUUCUCUCUCUCUUAAAAAACGGGUUUCUUUUAACGGUUUUUCUCUCUCCCCUUUUAAGUUUCCUAAAGUGUCUUUUCUCUCUAACGUUUCUCUAAAGUUUUUCUUCUUCCCAAAAGUUACUCUAAAGUGUCUCUUCUCUCUAAGGGUUUUCUAACGGGGGUUCUCCUCUUAAAGUUUCUCUAACGUUUUCUCUCUCUUUACUCUAACGUGGGUUUUCUCUCUUUUAACGUUAAAUCAAAGUUUUUCUCUCUUCCUUUAAAGUUACUCCCAAACGGUCUUCUCUCUUAACGUUUCUCUUUUAAAGUUUUCAUCUCUCUUUUAAGUUACUCUAAAAGGGUUUCUCUCUCCUUUAAAGUUUCUCUUUCCCUGUCUCUCUUCAACUUUUCUCAAAGUGUUUUUCUCUUCUUUUAACCCUUUUACUUUUAAGUUUCUCUUUUACUCUUUUAAAGUUACUUUUAAAAUGUCUCUCUCUCUAACGUUACUCUAACGGGGCUCUUUUCUUGUACUCUAAAGUGUUUUUUCUCUCUAAAAAAAAUUACUCUAAGGUUCUCCCCUCUAAGUUACUCUAAAGUGUCUCUCUCUCUUAAAUUACUCUAACGGGGGGCUCUCUCUCUAACUUACCUUUAAAGGUUCCCUUCCAAAAGUUACCCCUAACGUGUCUCUUUUCCUUUUAAAAGUUACUCAACUGUCCCCUCUCUUUAACGUUACUUUUAAAAAGUCUCUCUCUCUAAGUUAUCAACUGUCUCUCUCUCUCUGUUUUCUAAAGUUUUUUCCCUCUAACGGGUUUCUCUAACGUUUUUCUCUCUCCCCUUGUUACUCUAAGGGUCUCUCUCCAACGUUACUCUAAGUGGUCCUUUUAUUAAAGUUACUCUAAGGGGUUUUCUCUCUCUAACGGUUUCCUAACGUGUUUCCCUCUCUAACGUUACUCUAACGGGUCUCUUUUUCUCUAAACUUACUCUAACCUGUUUUUUUUCUCUUUUUUCUCUCUAACGUUUUUUAAAGUGUUUUCUCUCUUAACGUUAAUCUUACCGGGUUUCUCUUUUCUCUUUAAAGGGUUUCCCCUUUUAAUUGGGAAGUGUCUUUUUCUCUCUCUAAAGGGUUUCUUAAAGUGUCCCCCCCUCUCUCUAACGUUUACUCUAACGGUUUUCUCUCUCUCCAAGUUUUUCCCAACGUGUCUCUCCCCUCUAACGGUUUCUCAAAAUGUCUUCUUCUCUUCCCUUACUCCAACGUGUCUCCCCUCCUAAAGUUACUCAAAAAGUCUUCUCUCUAACGUUAUUAAAGUUUUCUCCUUUAACGUUACUCAACGUGUCUCUCUCUCUAAAAGUUUCUCUAAAAAGGGCUCUCUCCCCUAACGUUUUCUCUAAAGUUUUUUCUCUCUCUCAAAAAAAAUUUCCUCUUUCCCGGGUUUUCUCUAUUUAAAGUUAAUUAACGGUUUUCUCUCAACAUUACUCUAAUGUUUUUCUCUCUCUUUUAACGUUACUUAAGUGUUCUCUCCUCUUAACUACUUAACGUUCCCCCUCUCUUCUAACGUUUUCCCCUUAAAGUUUCCUCUCUCUCUCUAACGUUACUCUAACGUGUCCCCUUUUCUUAAACGUUACUCUAAAGUGUUCCCCUUCUCUAACGGUUUUCUAAAGGUCUCUCUCUCAAAAUUUCUCUAAAGUGUUUUUCUCUCUCUAACGUUACUUAAGGGGGAUCUUUUUCUAACGUUAAACCCAACGGUCUCUCCCCUUUUUCUAAAGUUUCCCCCUUAAACCCCGGUUCUCUCUCCUUUUUGUUAAUCUAACGGUCUUCCCCUCUCUAACGGGUUUCUCUUAAAGGUUUUCUCUCUCCCCUAACGUUCUCUAAAGUGUCUCUCUCCCUAACGUUUUCUCUAAAGGUCCCCUCUUUCCCCUUAAAGUUACUUAACGGUCUCUCUCCUAAAUUACUUAAAGUGUUUUUCUCUCUCAACGUUUCUCUAACGGUCUUUUUCUCUUAACGUUACUCAACCUGUUUUCUCUCUUUUUAAAAUUCUCUCUAAAGUUUUCUCUCUUUUUCUAAGUUACUCUAAAAUGUCUCUUUCUCUAACGGGUUUCUCAACGUUUUUCUCUCUCUUUUUAAAGUUUCUCUAACGUGUCUCUCUCUCUAACGUUACUCUAACGUUUCCCCUCUCUUUCUAACCCUUUCCCCUUAAAGUUGUCUUUUCUCUCCUAACGUUUUCCCAAACGUGUUUUCUCUCUCUAACGUUCCCCUUUAAAGUUUUCCCCUCUUCUAAAGUUACUCUAAGUGUUUCUCUCUCUAACGUUACUCUAAAGUGUCUUUUCUCUUUUUCUUAAGGGUUUCUUAAAGGGGUUUAUUUUCCCCUUAACCCUUAUCUUUAAAGGUCUUUCUUUAACUUAAUCUAAUUUUUUCUUCUCUAAAGUUACUCAAGUUUCCUUGUUUUGUCCUUUUCUCUAACUUAAUCUAAAAAGGGGCUCUCCUCUUAAUUAACGUGUUUUCUCUCUUCUAACUCUCUUAACGUUUCUCUACGGGUCUCUCUCUUUUAACCCUUAAUCUAAAGGUUUUCUUUCUCUUAAAAUUACUCUAAAAGGUUUUUCUCUCUCUAACGUUACUCUAAGUUUUUCUCUCUCUAAGUUACUCUAAGGGAUCCCAAUUUUUAUUUUUUCAAAUUAAACGGUUUUCCUUUAAUUUUUAAGUGUUUUCUCUUAAUUAUCCGGGUUUCUUUCUAACGUUUUUUGGUUUUCCUCUAAAGUUACUCUAAAAGGGUUUUUUCUCUUCUAACGUUUCUCUAACGGUCUCUUUUCUCUCUAACGGGAUUAAAGGUCUCUCUCUCUUUAAAGUUUUCUCUAACGGGGUUUUCUCCAAAUUUACUCUAACGGUUCUCUCUCUCUAAAGUUUCUUUUAAAAGUGUCUCCCCUUCAACGUUACUCUAAAAAGUCUCUCUCUUCCCAAAGUUCUCUAACGUUUUUUCCCUCUCUAAAGUUACUCUAAGUGUCUUUCCUCAACGUUACCCAAAGUGGCCCUCUUUUUCUCUAACGGGUUUUUCCCAGGAAUUUUAAAGGGCCUCCUCUUAUUCUUUCUUUCUUUCGUUUUUUUAAAGGGCUCCCUCCAAAUUUUAAAACUUCCCAAAGAAUCAAGGCCCCUUUUCCGAGGUUUCUCUCAAAUUUCUCUAAGGGUUCUCUCUUCUGGGGGACCAAAGUUCUUUUUUCUUAAAACUAACUGUUUCCAAGUACCAACUUCCCCCUUAAGUUUUUAAAGGCCUUUUUGAAAGUUAAGGUUCUUUUAAUUCCAAGGGGCCUUCCUUGGACCAAGGAAAAGCCUAAAAGGGGAACAAGGGUCUCCUUAAGGGGAAAAGGGUCUUCCCCCCCGCCCUCCAUUUUUCUUAAAGGGUUCCCUAAAAUUUUUAUGGUUUUUGUUUUAGUGUCCAUUUUGGUUACCCCAAAAAGUUUCUUCCGAAAUUUUAAGUUUUUCCCAUUAUUUAAAUUUCUCCCUUUUAAGGAAAUUUCGGCCCCCUUAAUGAUCUUUUUGGGUUUUUUAAGUUAUUGGCUCCUUUUAAGAAAAUAAGUUUUCUCCUCUUCCCUUUCCCUCCCCCCUGGUUUCUAGUGUAUCUAAAACAUGAACCUCUUGGCCUUGUCUCCUCCCCUGUCAGACGGUCAUCCACGGCAGCUAUGCUCUGCUCCAGCAGCCUCGUUUCUACAUCUACCUGAUCCCCCCGGGACUGCUCUUCCUCCUGGACAAACUCAUCAGCCUCAACAGGAAGAAGGUGGAGAUCGCCGUGGUCAACGCUACACUGCUGCCCUCAGGUAGGGAGUGGGAUAGAGGGAGGGGGAGGGGAGGGAGGGAGGGAAUGGAGGGAGGGAAGAAAGGAGUGAGGAAGGGGGGAUGGAUGGUAGAUUGGAUGGAUGGAUGGAUGGAUGGAUGGAUGGAUGGAUGGAUGGAUGGAUGGAUGGAUGGAUGGAUGGAUGGAUGGAUGGAUGGAUGGAUGGAUGGAUGGAUGGAUGGAUGGAUGGAUGGAUGGAUGGAUGGAUGGAUGGAUGGGUGGGUGGAUGGAUACAUGAGGUCCCAUUCCAGUCAAUGCUCUUUGUGGGUUAGUUCUAGUUCUAUCAUUGUAUUCCCCUCCCCUCUGGCUAUUUCCUUGUGCUACGGGUCUGGUAGCCUCCUCUAUCUCUAGCUCUAUCACUCUCUCUCUCUCUCUCAGCUAUAUUCUGCUUCUCUCGCUCUCUCCCUCUCUAUUCUUCUCUAUCUCUCUUCUCUCCCCUUGCUUCUAUCUCUCCUCUCUCUCCUCUAUAUCAAUCUUCUCUCUCUCUCUCUCUCUCUCUCUAUCGCUAUCGUCUUUCUCUCUCUCUUCUCCCCCUCUCUUUCUUUCUUUCUCUUCUCUCUCUCUCUCGCGCUCUCUCUCUCGCUUGUCUCCUCUCGCUUCUCUCUCUCAAUUCAAUUCAAAUAACGUAUGUUUAACAUUCCAAAGCAAUGUGAAGUAGAUAGUAAACAAAAAGCUGAAAUAAAACAAUAAAAAUGAAACAGUACAACAUUACACUCAGAAGUUCCAAAGAAUAAAGACAUUCAAAUGUCAUAUUUUGUAUAUAUACAGUGUUGUAAGAAUGUGCAAAUAGUUAAAGUACAAAUGAGAAAAUAAAUAAACGUCUCAUCCCCUGGGUUUCUAGUGUAUCUAAAACAUGAUCCUCUUGGCCAUGUCUCGUCCCCUGGUUUCUAGUGUAUCUCUCUCUCUCUCUCUCCCCCCCCCCCCCCCCCCCCCACACACACCCCCCCCACCCCCCCAGGAGUGACCAACCUGGAGUUCAAGCGUCCCCAGGGCUUUGUGUACCGCUCAGGCCAGUGGGUGAGGGUGGCGUGUCUGGCGCUUGGCACAGACGAGUAUCACCCGUUCACCCUGACGUCUGCUCCGCAUGAGGAGACCCUCAGCCUUCACAUCCGCGCCGUAGGCCCCUGGACCAGCCACCUCCGAGAGGCAUACACCCCCGACAACCUGGAGCAACUGGGAACAUAUCCAAAGGCAUGGAGGGAGGGAUGGAGGGAGGGAGGGAGGGAGUGUGUGUGUAGGGUGGGGGGGGGUCUGUGUGUGUGUGUAUUCGUGUCUGCUGCAAGUGUGUCUGUGUGCAUGGAUGUGGUUGGUUGGUUGGAUGGUUGAUUAAAUCUUGCUGUCUUGCAAUGCUUAACUCUAUCACAUAUUUGUACUCCCAUUCCACAGCUGUACCUGGACGGGCCGUUUGGGGAGGGCCACCAGGAGUGGACAAACUUUGAGGUGUCAGUCCUGGUGGGAGGAGGGAUUGGAGUCACACCCUUCGCUUCCAUCCUCAAGGACCUGGUGUUCAAGUCCUCAGUCAAGUUCAAGAUACAGUGUAAAAAAGUAAGUAAGAUAUCCACCUGAGCAUGUCAGGAACCACACUUCUUCUUCUUCUUCUUCUUCUUCUUCUUCUUCUUCUUCUUCUUCUUCUUCUUCUUCUUCUUCUUCUUCUUCUUGUGAUCCACCACAGUAUUUAUUCUGUCCCAUAUCAGAGUAGAAGUAAAUAUGCCUCCUGCCUGUAUGUCCUUAACCAAUCUGAAUCCAUAUGCCUAACCUUUGGCUUUGCCGGGGGAAUAUCCUGUCUGUCUGUAGGUGUACUUUAUCUGGGUGACGCGUACGCAGCGUCAGUUUGAGUGGGUGUCUGACAUCAUCCGUGAGGUGGAGGAGCAGGACUCUCUGGACCUGGUCUCUGUCCACAUCUACAUCACUCAGCUGGCAGAGAAGUUUGACCUGCGCACCACCAUGCUGGUGAGAGCAACCAACAAACGGUUUCCUGGACAAAGAUUAAGCCUAGUCCUGGACUGAAAAACAUUCUCCAGAACUAGGCUUAAUCUGGGUCUGGAAAACUGGCCCUAAAAGUGCAUAACAUGUCACAGGAUAAGAGUACAACAGUUUAGAUAUAUUGUGGUUUAGUUGUAGCUAGUAUGGUGCACCGGGAGGGCAGAGUUUGCACUUUAGGACUUCAGGACUUCAGGACUUUAAGACGUUAAGACGUUAAGACGUUAAGACUUUAGGGCGUUAAGACUUUAAGACUUUAAGACUUUAAGACGUUAGGACUUUAAGACUUUAGGACUUUAGGACUUUAGGACAUUAAGACCUUAAGACUUUAGGACUUUAAGGCUUUAAGGCUUUGGGACUUUGGGACUACAGGACUCUAAGACUUUAGGACUUUAGGACUUUGGGACUUUGGGACUUUAAGACUUUAAGACUUUAAGACUUUAGAGCUUUAGAACUUUAGAACUUUAGAACUUUGGGACUUUAGGACUUCUGGACUUUAAUAUUUUAUAACGUUAAGACUUUAAGACUUUAGGACUUUGGGAUUUUGGGACUUUAGGACUUUAGGACUUUAAGACUUUAAGACGUUAGGACUUUAAGACUUUAGGACAUUAAGACCUUAAGACUUUAGGACUUUGGGACAUUAGGACUUUAGGACUUUAAUACUUUAGAACUUUAGGACUUUAAGACUUUAGGGCUUUAGAACUUUAAGACUUUAAGACAUUAGGACUUUAGGACUUUAGGACAUUAAGACCUUAAGACUAUAGGACUUUAAGGCUUUAGGACUUUAGGACUUUAGGACUUAAGGACUUUAAGACCUUAAAACUUUAAGACUUUAGAGCUUUAGUACUUUGGGACUUUGGGACUUUGGGACUUUAGGACUUUAGGACUUUAAGACGUUAGGAUUUUAAGACUUUAGGACAUUAAGACCUUAAGACUUUAGGACUUUAAGGCUUUGGGACUUUGGGACUUCAGGACUUUAGAACUUCAAGAGUUUAGGACUUUAAGACUUUAGGACUUUAGGAAUUUAGGACUUUAGAACUUUGGGACUUUAAUAUUUUAGAACUUUAAGACUUUAAGACUUUAAGACUUUGGGACUUUAGGACUUUAGGACUUUAAGAUUUUAGGACUGUACAUUUAACAACAGUAAAUGUAGUAUGUGGUACUAAAGUGGGAUGUCCUGAUGUGUCUGGUCAGUACGUGUGUGAGCGUCACUUCCAGAAGGUGUGGAAUCGGAGCCUGUUCACCGGCCUGCGUUCUGUGACCCACUUCGGUCGUCCACCAUUUGUCUCCUUCUUCAGCUCUCUGCAGGAGGUGCACCCUGAGGUUAGUUACUGCUACACAAAACUGUGUCCUUCGUCUCCUUCAGCUCUGAGGUCAGUUACAUAGACACAUCCAUCAGCGCCAUGCUGCGUAAAACCUGAUGCCAGACCUGUUUGUGCUGUUUAGACUAUUAUGUCGCUAUAAUCCGUUAUCAUACUAUCAUACUAUCAUUAUUUUCAUUAUUACUCGUCCAUAGGAGUUGGCGCUACAGCACAAACAUCUCUGGAAGAAGACUAUGCUACAUACAGUGCAUUCGGAAAGUAUUCAGACCCCUUGACUUUUUCCACAUUUUUGGUACGUUACAGCCUUAUUCUAAAAUGGAUUAAAUAGUCCCCCCCCCCCCCCCCCCCCUCAUCAAUCUACACACAAUACCCCAUAAUGACAAAGCAAAAACAGGAUUUUAGAAAUGUUUGCAAAUGUAUUAAAAAUUAAAAACUGAAAUAUCACAUUUACAUAAGUAUUCAGACCCUUUACUCAGUACUUUGUUGAAGCACCUUUGGCAGUGAUUACAGCCUCAAGUCUUCUUGGGAAUGACGCUACAAGCUUGGCACACCUGUAUUUGGAGAGUUUCUCCCAUUCUUCUCUGCAGAUCCUCUCAAGCUCUGUCAGGUUGGAUGGGGAGCGUUGCUGCACAGCUAUUUUCAGGUCUCUCCAGAGAUGUUCGAUCGGGUUCAAGUCCAGGCUCUGGCUGGGCCACUCAAGGACAUUCAGAGACUUGUCCCGAAGCCACCCCUGCGUUGUCUUGGCUGUUUGCUUAGGGUUGUUGUCCUGUUGGAAGGUGAACCUUCGCCCCAGUCUGAGGUCCUGAGCGCUCUGGAGCAGGAUCUCACUGUACUUUGCUCCGUUCAUCUUUCCCUCGAUCCUGACUAGUCUCCCAGUCCCUGCCGCUGAAAAACAUUCCCACAGCAUGAUGCUGCCACCCCAUGCUUCACCGUAGGGAUUAUGCCAGGUUUCCUCCAGACGUAACGCUUGGCAUUCAGGCCAAAGUGUUCAAUCUUGGUUUCAUCAGACCAGAGAAUCUUGUUUCUCAUGGUCUGAGAGUCCUUUAGGUGCCUUUUGGCAAACUCCAAGUGGGCUGUCAUGUGCCUUUUACUGAGGAGUGGCUUCCCUCUGGCCACUCCACCAUAAAGGCCUGAUUGGUGGAGUGCUGCAGAGAUGGUUGUCCAUCUGGAAUGUUCUCCCAUCUCCACAGAGGAACUCUGGAGCUCUGUCAGAGUGACCAUCGGGUUCUUGGUCACCUCCCUGACCAAGGCCCUUCUCCCCCAAUUGCUCAGUUUGGCCGGACGGCCAGAUCUAGGAAGAGUCUUGGUGGUUCCAUUACAUUACAUUUUAGUCAUUUAGCAGACGCUCUUAUCCAGAGCGACUUACAGUUAGUGCAUACAAUGUUUUUUUGUACGUUUUUUAUUUUAUUAUUUUUUUAACAUUAUUUUUAUACUGGCCCCCCGUGGGAAUCGAACCCACAACCCUGGCGUUGCAAACGCCAUGCUACAUCCCUGCCGGCCAUUCCCUCCCCUACCCUACCCUGGACGACGCUGGGCCAAUUGUGCGCCGCCCCAUGGAGGCCACUGUUCUUAGGAACCUUCAAUGCUGCAGAAAUGUUUUGGUACCCUUCACCAGACCUGUGCCUCGACAUAAUCCUGUCUCGAAGCUCUACGGACAAUUCCUUCGAACCUCAUUGCUUGGUUUUUGCUCUGACAUGCACUGUCAACUGUGGGACCUUAUAUAGAAGUGUGUGCCUUUCCAAAUCAUGUCCAAUUAAUUGAAUUUACCACAGGUGGACUCCAAUCAAGUUGUAGAAACAUCUCAAGGAUGAUCAAUGGAAACAGGAUGCACCUGAGCUCAAUUUCAAGUCUCAUAGCAAAGGAUCUGAAUACUUAUGUAAAUAAGCUAUUUUUGUUUUUUUAUUUUUUAUUCAUUUGCAAACAAAUCUUAAAACCUGUUUAAAGCUUUGUCAUUGUGGGGUAUUGUGCGUAGAUUGAUGAGUAAAAUAAAUAAUUGUAUCCUUUUAGAAUAAGGCUGUAACGUAACAAAAUGUGGAAAAACUGAAGGGGUCUGAAUACUUUCCGAAUGCACUGUAUGCUGUGCUGCUCCCUUCCAAAGUAUUCAGCAUCACUUCCUUGUUCUGUGUCCCCUCCUCCUCUGUGCUGCUCCCUUCCACAGUAUUCAGGAUCACUUCCUUGUUCUGUGUCCCCUCCUCCUCUGUGCUGCUCCCUUCCACAGUAUUCAGGAUCACUUCCUUGUUCUGUGUCCCCUCCUCCUCUGUGUGCUCCCUUCCACAGUAUUCAGCAUCACUUCCUUGUUCUGUGUCCCCUCCCCUCUUGCAUCACUUCCAGUAUUCAGGAUACUUCCUUGUACUGUGUCCCCUCCCCCUCUCCAUCAGCUUCAGUAGCAAUCUACCAUGAUAAACAAAUACUCACACACUGGAACCGAUCUAUUACUGUCAAUCAAUCAGAACAAACUGAUCUACACAAUUACUGUUUGUUUCUCUCUCUCUCCUCUCAUCUCUCCUUCUAUCUCUCUCUCUCAUCUCUCUGCUCUCUCAUCUCUCUAUCUCUCUCUUCUCUCCUCUCUCUCAUCUUCUCUUCUUCUCUCUCUCUCUCUUCUCUCUCUCAUCUCUCCUCUCUCUCUCCUCUCUCUCUCUCCAGGUGGGUAAGAUUGGUGUGUUCAGCUGUGGUCCUCCUGGUCUCACUAAGAACGUAGAGAAGGCCUGCCAACAGAUGAACAAGGGAGACCAGACCCAUUUCAUACAUCACUAUGAGAACUUCUAACUUCUAACAGCAGGACUGGGG
Coregonus sp. 'balchen' is the source of this 37052-nucleotide messenger RNA. The record is from the annotation of a GenBank genome assembly. NCBI's taxonomy places the organism in Eukaryota, Metazoa, Chordata, Actinopteri, Salmoniformes, Salmonidae.